AACGAGUUCCCACCGAGGGCGCGCUGUCAAAACGCAUUGCUGCCAACUCAUGACAACUUCCUUCUUUUUCGGUCUUUUCGACGUGAAACGUGCAGAACACCAGAGAGAUGCCUGCUGCAGCAAAGACUGCUCCGGCCGCCAAGGCGCCGGCUGACAAGAAGGCCAAGGUGGCCAAAAAGGAGAAAAAACUGCCGGCGGUGCCGGAAUCCAAGCUGAAGGCGACCAAGGCUAAGGUGAUCGCCCGCCCGGGAAGUCUGCGAAGGCGCCGCCAGCUGCAGGCCGUCAAGCUGCUCCGCCGCAGACAGAACCUGCUGCGCGCGGCCAAGUACACCAAGAAGUACGCCCGCAUGGAGCGUGAGGUGGUGGAGAAGGCGCGCGAGGCCAAGAAGGCCGGAAACAUCUACAUUCCGGCCGAGCCGAAGGUUGCCUUCGUCAUGCGUAUCCGUGGUAUCAACAAGGUCGCCCCGAAGGUCCGCAAGGUGCUGCAGCUGUUCCGUCUGCGCCAGAUCAACAACGCCACCUUCGUCAAGCUGAACAAGGCCACCAAGAACAUGCUGCGCAUCGCCGACCCGUACAUCACCUACGGCUACCCCUCGCUCAAGUCGAUCCGCAGCCUGGUCUACAAGCGUGGCUUCGUCAAGCACCGACACAGCCGCAUCCCGAUCACCGACAACUUUGUGAUCGAGCGCAAGCUGCGUGCCGCGUACAAGCUGCAGUGCGUCGAGGACCUGGUGUACCAGAUCUACACGGCCGGUCCGCUGUUCCGCAAGGUCAACAACUUCCUGUGGCCGUUCAAGCUCAACACCCCGACCGGUGGCUGGCGCAAGAAGAACAACCACUACGUCGAGGGCGGAGACUUUGGUAACCGCGAGGAGAAGAUCAACGAGCUGAUCAAGCGUAUGGUUUAAGAUGUGCGAUGCGAUGAGAGUGUUGAAUAAAACAAAACCAUGAAAAAAAAACUGAAUUAAGUGUAAGAAAAUCCUGUAUGUUUAGUACUUCACUUAUGCAGCAAUCGCGUGUAAGUUGAACACACACA
This is a messenger RNA of Culex quinquefasciatus (southern house mosquito), 1036 nucleotides long. It is a transcript of the gene RpL7, whose product is annotated as 60S ribosomal protein L7. The coding region runs from base 108 to 908 and encodes 266 amino acids. Lineage: Eukaryota; Metazoa; Arthropoda; Insecta; Diptera; Culicidae. Gene Ontology annotation, molecular function: RNA binding; structural constituent of ribosome. Gene Ontology annotation, biological process: maturation of LSU-rRNA from tricistronic rRNA transcript (SSU-rRNA, 5.8S rRNA, LSU-rRNA). The record is from RefSeq and is a predicted model, not a curated record. Gene Ontology annotation, cellular component: cytosolic large ribosomal subunit. The transcript is spliced from 3 exons.